AUGAUACCGAGCACAUCCAAAAAUCUGUAUGAGAAGCACUACGCAUCACAGACACAGGAGGGUGCAUCAAGAACACCCUCCGGCAGAGAAUCUGGAGAGAAAUGGAUGGCAUUUGCCACAGGAUCUGGAGAGUCCGAUCCAAAAACCAAUCUUGUUUCACACCCAAGUGGCAGUGAGAUUCUUGAAGAAUUGAAUGACGCCGGCAUUCAAAAACCUAGCCAAGUAUUUGCAGGGGCUGCAAUAGUCGAUAGGGCAGCAGAAUGGGGUCUAGCAAUUCCCUCAGAAAAGGAUGGAAGUAAAACAGUGCCUCCAGGGUCAUCUGUAGAUGGCAGUAAAUUGUCGCUGGGAUUAUCUUUGGAACUGAUAAGAGCAUCCACUGAUUCCAAUUUUGGGUCUGAAGGGAUUCCUAGGGUCUCCCAAGAGCUAAAAGAUGCAUUAUCUACUCUGCAACAGACUUUUGUUGUUUCUGAUGCCACAAGACCUGAUUGCCCCAUACUGUAUGCAAGUUCUGGUUUUUUCACUAUGACUGGCUAUUCCUCCAAGGAAGUUAUCGGAAGAAAUUGGUACUGGACAUAUCUUACUGAAAUCAAUUUCAAUUCUGAGUUUACAUAAUUUUAUUGAAUGUUAAGCAUUUUUAUGCUGAGAGGGAUAACAAACUUGUUUUACUUUUGUUUCAGCAUUUUCGUAGUAUACCAAUUUUGUUACUGAGAGUUUCGCGUUCUCAUGAUUUUUAUCCUGUUAGAAUAGCAAUUUCCAACUGAUGCUGGAUAAAUAGAUAUAUAUUUCUCACCUUAUAAUUUCUAUGAACCGUUGCUUACAACAGUGUUUUCUUCUGCAGCCGCUUCCUUCAGGGAAGUGAUACAGACAAGCUGGAGGUUGCCAAGAUAAGAGACGCUGUUAAAACUGGGAAAAGCUACUGUGGUAGACUUUUAAACUAUAAGAAAGAUGGCACACCAUUCUGGAAUCUUUUGACUGUCACUCCGAUAAGAGAUGACGGAGGAAAGGUCAUAAAGUUUAUAGGGUAAGUUUCUCCAGUACAUUUAACCAGGCAUUCAAGUAUUGUGACAUGAGUUACCUAAAUCUGAAGACAAAGACAUGUAGACCUAAAUCAUCGUCAUUCCAGUUUAGAGUUUGGUAAAAUCGUUUCAUGGAAUUUGCAACAGCAGUCUGAAACACGAUGGAUAGUUUUCUUCGUCUACAGUGAUAACUAUCCCUUAUUGAAUGAAAUUUUAUGGCAAAUUUUGCUCGUUUAGUACAUGCCUGGAAGCAUUCACAACUGGUCAGACUAAAGUUCUCACUGAGCCCUUGGGUGUCUCCAUGGUAAACUAUUGAAUAACAGAAGUGCAAUAACAUAUUCCUUCUAAUGUUCCGAACAUUUUGAAAGCCUGGACUUUAUUUUUUUCAAAUUGACGUGGAGAUCAGUGGAGGGGGUGCCAUCAUUUUGCACUAUGAUAUAUCCUUGAAUAGCGACAACAAGAAGCUUUUCCAUUCAAGUCAAAGUAACGAGAGGAUGUCCCAUAUUUUCUCCUUGUGAGAUGGAUUGAUAUUUAUAUGUACUAUGUUUUAUCGAAAUAUGGAAUUUAUAGUUCUUUAUGAAUGUAAACCGCAGAAAAAUAGCAUUGAAUCUUGCAUCAUGUCGAAAUUCAACGGAUUGUCAGAAGAAGUGGGCCAAGUAGACCAGCUGUGGAUAAGAGCGUCAGCAUGUGCCUAAUGAAUAGAAAAAGUAACUGCGCUCUAUUUGAGCUCCAGAUCUCAUUAAAUAAGACCAGAGACUACUUUUUAUUAUGAAUAUUUUGAGAAAUGUGUGGUUUUUUCUUUUUUUUUAUUUACUUGUGUUCUUGUGAUCUUGUUCUUUUUUUUUUAUUUGUAUGGUUUUACAGCUUAGCAUUAUCUUUAUCUUUUUUUGCUGAUGUCCUUAAAUCUUUUUCAUUGAUGCAGAAUGCAAGUUGAGGUUAGCAAAUAUACUGAAGGUUUAAGUGAUAAAAGAUUGAGGCCAAACACGCUGCCAGUAUCACUAAUUCGUUAUGAUGGUAGUCAACUGUUUAUUCACAUUCAGUUAAACAAUGUAUAUUUUAGUAGCCGUACUGACAUUUUAUUUUUCAGCACGCCAGAAGGAGAAAGCUUUGUCCUCCAUUACUGAGGUUGUGCAAACUGUGAAGCAUCCUCACCGACACUCCCAUAAUGAUGGUCAUGAUAUGACUCCGAAACCAACUGAGCUCGAAAAGUUUCGUCUUGAUUCUCCUCUCCAGAAGUAUGCAGAAAUUGAGCACUUCAAAACACCUGGUAGAAGUACCUCUCAUCUUGAUGCCCAGAGUGUGUUGUCAUCCAUGCCAAGCAGUCCUCGGGAUCCUAAAAAGCCAUCCAGGAAACCGGGACGUUCUUCUUUACUUGGAUCAGCUCGUUCAUCCUUAAUGGGGUGAGUUCAGAUAAACGUGAGGGGUAAAUAUUUUGAAUAGUUUGUGCCUAUGGCAUCAGGAGCAUAUCAUCCUCAUGAAGCACAAUUGGUGCUUUUUUUCCUUCUUUUUUGUUGCUGACUUCUGAUGUUUAUCAAGUGUUACAAGCCUUCCCAUCAGACUAAAAUAUGUUUUAUUGGAGAAAUGAUCUUAAAAAUGUUUUGGUGUUCAAAACUAGACAAAAAAUAUUACAUCAGAGUUGAUAUCUAUGGGUAUAUAACUUUUCCUAAUGCUUUGGUGAAACCAAAAUAGUUGGUAGAAAGAUGAGAUGGAAUUAUGCAAGAUUCCUGCAGAAAGCUCAAUUUGCCUCAUUGUUAGAAAGUAUCGUGAUUACACAAGCAACUUUUUUCCCCUUGAUCCUGUGUGACGAUUUUUAAGGCUCGUGUCAUACAUAAAAUGGACUCCAUGAUUUUUCUCCUGUUAAGUUUCACAUAUUUAAUGGGGUGUGUACAUGUCCUGUGCCUUGUUACAUGCUUAGAAUUACUGUCAUAUUUUAUUUUCAGUCCUCAAUCACAUUUGUGCUGCUGGCCUUCAGAGGUUUGAUUCCCAUGUACUAUCUUGUCACACCCCUCCUUUGAGUCUGCUACUCUCCAUUGAAGCCAAUACUUUAAAGUCAUGAGAAAGCGAAAAGCAUUAGACAAUUGAACUCCAAGUGGAUGCCUAUAUGCAAGAACCUAAUACUCGAUGUAACCAUGAGGAGUGACAGAAACGUUGCCCUUUGAAUUUACAGCUAAAUUCUUCUGUAUCAAUGAUAUGCUUUGAGCUAUUUUCAGGCUAAGGGGAAAAGCUGAAAGUUCUACUGAACAGCAUGAAGCCAUUGAACCAGAGGCCUUAAUGACCAGAGACAUUGAACGCACUGAAAGCUGGGAACGUGUUGAAAGAGAGAAGGAUAUACGCCAGGGAAUUGAUUUAGCAACAACAUUAGAGCGCAUUGAAAAGAAUUUUGUCAUAACAGAUCCUAGGCUGCCGGAUAACCCAAUAGUGAGUGAAUUUCAGAAACUAUUUUUCUGAUAUCCUUUUAGACUCAUUGGAGACAAAGAACAGUUUCUUUUCACUGUACAUCUUUGUGUAAUUCCCUUUGUCAAAUCAUUUUUAUGCCCUUUCGCUAUCACUUUGAUUUCGUACGUAAUCAUUGAUUCUUUUAUUCGUUUUACUAUUUUCCUUUCAACAAAUGAUCAUCAUCUUCCUCGAAUUUUUUGAUGAUUUAUGUAACUUCAGAGCACUGGCUACAAAAUAUAUUUGCAAAUUGAAUGGGUUUUUGUUGCAGAUGAUUAUAUUUUGAUGAUUUUAUUUAAGUCGAUAUUUUAUUCAAUUUUUUUGAUUCUUUGUUUCUUGUAUGCUAAUUUGUGUGAUGAAUUUUCGAAUUUUUUGGUGAAACAAUAGCAUGCUGAUAUACUGUCACGUCCUUCCUCUCUUAUAUAUCUUUCGUUCUAAGAUAAACUGACUUAUUUUGAUUACAAAAUAUCUACAGAUAUUUGCAUCUGAUAGCUUUCUUGAGCUGACGGAGUACACACGUGAAGAAAUCUUGGGAAGAAACUGUCGGUAUGCUAAAACUGUUUUAUUUGCAUUCUUUGGGUACCACAUGACGAUGUACAAGUUUCGUUUGUCUGGGACUAGCUUGGUUAAUUGGUGAUGGGAGGGUUGGUGUAAUAUAUACUUCACAGUUGAAACAUGCUUUUUAUUUGUAUGACAUAUGCAUAAUGGAUAAUACGAUUUAGACAACUGAAUCAGUAAUGAAUUUUGUGACGUGGAUGAAAUAAUCACUGCUCUGAAAUAGCUUUUCGCGUUAUCACUUUGUGACGAGCAAUUGUCUUCACCUCAUGAAAGGAGAGAAAAAGAUAAGCCAAAAAAGGAAGAAAGAAAAUAAGUUUCCAUGAGUGCGAUCUUCAUGGAUGCAGUAAGUGCUCAUAAUUGAAUUAUCAUUCUUGAAAUCCAUUCUGAAAGGAAGAAAGGAAUAGAAAGGGAUUUCAGAUUCCACAUUAAACUAAAACGUUUAAAGUCUGUGCUUGUAUUUUAUCUUAGCUUUUCAAAUCAUCGUGAUGCAUAUACUGUGCUUAAUCCAGUUUCUUAUUCAGGUUUCUUCAAGGUCCUGAAACUGACUACAGUACUGUUGCAAAAAUAAGAGAAGCCAUUAGAGAUCAAAGGGAAAUCACUGUCCAGUUGAUUAACUACACAAAGAGUGGUAUGCUCCUUGAAUUUACAUCUUCAAGUUAGAGUAAAUGCAUAUUUCUUUGAAAAAUUAUUUCUCAUUCUCAGUUUCAUUUCUAUCGUACAUUGUACUUUGUAUGAAGUCCAACAUAUAAAUAUCUUAUUUGGGAAUACGCCAGUAUAAUUUGGCUAUCCUUUUUUAAGACAUUUUUUUUUAUCUUUUUCUUUGUGUGAUAUUGAAAGUUUUGUUUUCAGGUAAGAAAUUUUGGAACCUAUUUCACUUGCAACCCAUGCGUGAUCAGAAGGUAUACACAUUCCGUUAUUUUGAUUUAUUUCGUUCUUCAUAGUUGUUCACCAAUGAUUUGAAACUUCUCUUUCGUUGUCAUUGGGGGGGGGGGGACAUCAGGGUGAACUUCAGUACUUCAUUGGUGUACAAUUGGAUGGAAGUGAUCAUAUGGAACCCCUUCGAAAUCGUCUUUCAGAAGGGACGGAGCAGCAGAGUGCUAAGUUGGUACGUGCUUAAAACUUUUCUAAAUUUCCCCUCGAUAUAGCUUUGCAUUUGUUUUAAGGUGCUCAACCUGUAUUAGAGCCAGAAUCAGGCAAAACUUUUAUAUCAAGUUAUAAUUUUCAUCCCUUGGAUGAGAUAUCCUAGCUGCUGUUCAUUGUUCUCUUUCCUACAUAUUUACUAAUUGGGGCAGUGAUACCAUUUACGAAGAAAACACUUUGGAGUAAAAUAUUGUUCUCAAGUGUUGGAUUCUUCUUGGUCAUCUUAUUCUUUGAUGCUUUUUAUUAAAACAUAAAAUUAUACUUGUUUUUGGUAGCAUUUUAUGAGGAAUGUAAUAUGAAUUUUUUAUUUGAUCAUGAUGAGAACGUGAUACUUCUCACUUAUUUUGUUUCUGAUCUUCAAGAAGCUAAAUACUGUUUGGUGUUCCAAAUUAAUGAACUUAGGGUGGAUAACCUUAAAGAAGAAAUAGGCAUAGUCUUUUUAGUAGUGGAUAUCACUGUGAGUACAUUUUGUUAGAUGGGAGGGUGGGGUGUCGUCGAUGAUUUCUGUCAUCAUAUGUUUUCAACCUUCUGUAGAGUGGAGACUCCUGUAAGGAGAAAGCUAAUAGGCUUUGAGACAUAAUCAAUUAUAAUAAAGAUAUAUCAACAUGUAUGCAUUUAGUCAAGAUUAGUAUAGUUUCAGAAGAGUCACUUUUAACAUCCUGAUACGAUUUUUAUAAAAAAACGGAUAUCAUUUCACAGGCUGAUUGAACUGGCUAUCGAAGAUACAGAUGUACAUUAAAUGCAUCCACAGGCGGAAAACAUAUAUGUUCAUAUAUGCAUAUUUGCGUAUUAUUUCUUUGAUUCUUUGAGCUGGUCCAAAUUGGCAACUCAUAUUGGACAAAACAUUUCAAAGUUGGAUGUUAGAAGGCGAAUCUAAAUGGAUUUAUUGUGCUAUGUUUGCAACAGUGAUUUAGAAUUUCAUUGGAAAAUUAGAUGGAGACAUGAUUUUAAGCAGCGCUCUGAAUUUCUACAUGUCUCUCACAAGGUAUCUUUCCGCCAGAAGUUGAAGGGUCCGGAUAAUUCCAACCCAGUACUUUGGUCCCCUGGAGGUUUCUUUCAGAAACUGGUACGAGGUUUUUAAUAGGUGAUGAUGUAAAUCAAUAGUAGUUGCUCUAUUCCUUUCCUUUUUAGCAGUGGAUGUCUUUCAACUUAAAAAGUACGCCAAAAUUUUUAUUAAGUCAUUCCCAAAGGUUGAAGGGUUAGAGAAUUGUAUAUUCCUAGUUACCAAUAAGGAGCUUUUGUCAAAUGAUAUCAGAAGAGCUUUAGGGACUUAAAUGCUGUGUUGUGCUGUGUCCUCACGUUUUUAUGUUAUAUUUCGCUAUCAAAACGUCUUCCGUUAGUGUGAGGAUAUUUUUUUGAGAUUUUCAUUUUUACCUUCAUGUAGGUAAAUAAUUUUACGUAAUGUUUUAAUCCACAAGCACCUGACUUUCUCUUUGUAUAGGUUCAACAUAGGCCAAAAAAUUUAUGAUUCCUGUUUCUUACGUGUCAAAAAUAUGCACUGAGAAACCUCACAAAAUUGCUUUGGACUUCUCUGCUAAGUCGAGUAGAAGCUUCAUGAGAAUGGUCUCACUUAGUCCUUGAUAUGGACUCACGACCUCAUUUUACGACACAGGGAUGGAAUAGAUGUUGGUGGACAUCGUAACACGAAUUAUGAUUUAACACUGGAUAUUAUGGAUUAUAAAAAAAAAGGGAAUAUUUUCAUUUUGAACGAUCAUUGGUAGACUUCGUAAUUACUCCAAGUGGAUGAUUUGAAAAGUACAGUUAUGGAAGUGGCUUUUUUUCAAAUUUCUUUUACAGGUCAAAGCAACAGCAGAGAAUGUUAAUGAAGCAGUGAAAGAACUACUUGACCCCAACUUGGUAAGGUACAUCUUUUGCGCAGCUACAUGUCUAAAGAAAAUCUGAUAUUACUUCUUUUGUCCACAACUACCUGUGUGCAUUUCUUUUUCAAUGGAAGGAUUGGAUUCCAGUUACUUAUAAAACGUGAAGUCUCAAUCAGUGCAUAAAAUAUUAUCCAACCUUGUCAAUUUCUUGAUAUAUAGGGGUUUUAUUUGAUUUGUGUGACAGCCACAAUGUUCCGUGAAAGUUUUUUCAUUUGAGAUAUACUAGUAUAUCAGUAGAAAAUGAUUUACCAACAAAACAGCAUGCACUUCGCCAUUAUUAAACGUCUACAGCAGUUAAAUGAAUGUUCAAAUGUAGAUGUCUGUUCAUACUACCUCAAUAUUUGCUUAAAUUUCAGGCGAAUUUUGCAUUCAAAUGAUUAAGUGAUAUUCAAUUUAUUUUUCUUGUGAGAAUGGCAAGCCAAUUUCGCCUAUAAUUACUUUAAAAAUUACGUAUGUGAAGAAAAUGUGGAUGCCUAUUACUACUUUCUAUAACCGUAUGGUAAAAUCAUUGUUUAGAACAUCAAAUACUUCUAAUUUCUGUGAUUGAGAUAUUUGAUUUUGAAGAUUUGUUUCCUUUUCUGGAUAAUAUCUAAAAUAUUCUGCCGUGUUUUGAUCAUGUCUGCAAUCAUUUAGUAAACUCAUAACUUGAGGUGGUUUAUCUCUUUGACGAAAUUUAUAAAUUAAUUUUGAUUAUUCCGUCCGUAGGGUCCCGAAGAUCUAUGGGCAGUUCACUCGCAACCUGUCUUUCCAAGGCCCCACAAAAGGAAUAGCCCUUCUUGGAUAGCAAUUCAGAAGGUAUUAUUUUCUGAACCAAAAAGUUUCGAUUGCCUUCGCUAUAGUGAUACUAUUAUGGGUCCCCUCUGCUCCAUACGUGAAUGCAUUUGUUUCAUUCAAAAGCACGUUGUCUUGUAUUAUCGCCUAAAAUAAUAAUUUGGUUGGUUAAUAUGCUGGGACUUAUUUGAGUGAUUUCCCUUUGUUUUUGGCUGUUUGAAAAGGUCAUUAAUGAUCCUAAUCACAUAUAAUUUUGGGGACCAAAAGAAACGUAAUUUGACUCAACAUAGAUACACUCCUGGAAUGGAGUUCCAACUAAAUAAACAUAUCUCAGUGUACACAUUUUAGGAAACAUGAUCUGAAGAUAACAUUAUUGAGAAAAAAGCCAAACGAAAUUGUUUGCAUUAUGGAACUGUUAUGGUAAGGAAAUCUUACUUAUAUUCAGCUAGCAAUUAUUUUGCUCUGCUUACAACUUUGGUUCUACUUAUCCUCAUACUUUCACUGGCGUUUUGGGGCUCUGACAUCUUGCUCUUACUCAUUCAGUUUUUCUAGAUUCCAAAUGCUAACUGACUUCCAAACAGCUCUUAAAGGAAUGAUAUUAUAAUAUAAUUUGAUUGUAGACCUAUAUGAGUUGGAGUAGAAAUGGUUGGAGUUUUGACAAGUCGGUAUGAUUCAACGUUUUUCCUUUAUCAUUUCUGAGUCACAAUAUGGUAUGAAGAUAUAUAACUUUGAAGUUGAGAAUAUUGAUGCUGGUCUUUACUGAUGACUGCUUACUGCUGUGUUCUAAACUUUACAUGUCUCCAAAGAUUGCUGGACAAGGUGAAACGAUCAAUUUGAAGCAUUUUAGGCCCAUAAAACCCUUGGGAUGUGGAGAUACCGGGAGGUAAUCCUUCAAUUAAGGGUUGUGUUUCCAAUGCGCUUGAAUACUUUAUGGAACUAUGCUUGUUUUCCUUAUGUCGAUUUUUUAUAUAAAUUUUUUAGAUUUUGAUAUUAAUAUCCGCUAGGAAACUCAUUUCCAAUGUGUAGGCUUAUUUCUUUAUGAAACGUCUCAUAGAGGAGGUGUGUUUUGACAUGAGAAUGUUCACUCAAUUAUCUAAACACUUUUACGUGAUUCUGAGGAUACAUCAUAAAUGUGGACAGAGUUCAUGCAAGGUUCUGAAAAGUGCUACUGGUUUAAAUUUGAUAUUGUAAUUCUUUAUGAAACGUCUCAUAGAGGAGCAUGUUCGUAUGAAAAGAGAAAAGUCGAAAGGGAAAAAUGUGAAAUCUGUGUGCAAAGAUGUGACAAAGAAAGAAAGAGGAGGAGGGAAAGACUAGUAGAGAAAGAUGGGAUGAAUGAAGAGAAAGAUUGAUCUCCAAGUGCGCACUAGACUUCAAGCUGUCAAAGCAAUUCCAAGAUGUUCGACCUUGAUCGGCACAUAAGGCUGUUAUAUUUUUGAUGCUCGUUUGAAAGUUGGUGUUUAGUGAAACUCCACAACGUCUAAGUACUCAUAACAACAGUUUUGUUUUAUAAAAUCAUAUGAGAAAGUUUUAUAACGUGAACUCAGUUUGCUUGCCAGACUACUUUAGUCAUACAGAGGCAUAUAUGGGCCUAUAUACGUUGUCUUAUCUGGCUUUUCUUCAAAUUUUUGAGAUAUCUCCCAUUUUAUGUCAUUCUUCUUAUUUUCUCUGCCCUGCAGUGUUCAUUUGGUAGAACUGCAAGGCACUGGCGAACUGUAUGCGAUGAAGGCAAUGGACAAAUCAGUAAUGCUGACUCGGAACAAGGUAUGCUGUUAGAAAACCGCAUCACUAAAACAACAUAGUUGAUGCUGACUAGCUUUUUACUAUUCAAGAAUAUGGAUUUAUAUAUUUUCUUUGUGUUUAUCUUGGACAGAAUGAGAGUUGCCAUGUGCUAUUAUUAGUGUCUUUCUUUGUCUUAGAAUUUUAAAUAUUUGAUAAUAAUCGACUGUAGGCAUUCAUUAUGUGGGCUUGUUCGCAUAGACUUCAUAGAAUAUUAAUUCGAUUUGGACUGCUGGUGUCCUCUAAUGCAUCUUUUACCAUUUUUUACGCCAUAUCCAGGUGCAUCGAGCAUGCAUAGAAAGGGAGAUCAUUUCACUGCUUGAUCACCCUUUCCUCCCAACGCUAUAUUCUUCUUUUCAGGUUUAGCUUCUUAUCUCACAGUGUUAAUUCUUCAUUUGCCCUAUCCAAAUUUUUCCUAUUUGCAUAGAAUUUUAUUUUUUGCAAUAUGAUAAAAUCAUAUGUCAUACCUCUCGUUGUGGCAUCUUGUUGGAAAUCCAUGCAUUAAGCUACGUCUCAAAAUUGUCAUCUGUCUUGGUUUAAUUUUUUAAAACUUGGCCAUUUUUAUUUGUUAUUUAAUUUCAAACCAUUUUUCUAAGAUUGAUAUUCCCAUUACAUCUUAGGUUUGGGUUUUCCUUUUGACAGACUCCUACUCACGUUUGCCUGAUUACUGACUUUUGCCCUGGUGGGGAGCUUUUUGCGUUGCUAGACAAGCAGCCAAUGAAGAUAUUCAAAGAAGAAGCAGCGAGGUAAGUAAAUGUGACCAUCCGAUCCUGAGUGUACAUAGCGCAUGGUUUUCCGAUUAGGAAGGAUAGAUUUCUUCCCCUGGUAUACAAUCCCUCCCGGUUGAUCUGCUUAAAACAUUCUUUUCCUUAGUAUGCCAACUGUCUCGUGUAUUUUAUUUCCUUAUCUUAUUCUUAAUUUAUGUUUAAUGCUCUCAGGUUUUAUGCUGCAGAAGUUGUGAUUGGUUUGGAAUACCUCCACUGCCUAGGUAACUUGCAAAGUUAAAAUAUAAAAAAUUACAUUUGGUAUUGUGUUUUAAACUCAUUGAUUAACUUGACUGUGUAGGUAUUGCGGCACAUAAAACAUAGGCUGGAUUAUUUACAAUAUUUAUAUUUUUUUUUUUGUCACACUUUGACUUGUGUAAAUUAUUUUAAUCGAAAGAACUAGACACAGAUGCUUCCAAAGCUGUAACAUUUCUAAAUAUUUAUGCUAUACCAUUGUCUUAUGGUUUGAACUCUGUGUACAAACCAAUAGAUCGAAUAAUAUGAAUGAUAAAUCUAAUCAACGAUUGUUCCAAAUACAUUAAUUUUGAGUUGGGAGAUAACAGUUUCAAACUUAAUUACUUGUCGGGCAUGUUAGUUCCUUCCUUGCAUUAAACUGAUAUAUUUCAUUGAUCAUCUUCCAGCUAGGUUUGAUGGUUAGAAAUCCAAUGAACUAGUUUUCAACUGAAACUGGCCAAUUGUACUGUCCUUGACUAAAUUGAUGUCAAUUUUUGACUUUUAAAUACUCAGGGUUGAUGUGAUCUCGGUAUUGCUAUUUUCCGUUAUGCGCACAUAGUUGUGAGAACAUUUGAUUUAUUUAAUUUAGCAUGUGAGAACAUUUUUCUUUCUUGUACUGCAGGAAUAAUUUAUCGUGAUUUGAAGCCAGAGAACAUUUUGCUACAAAAGGAUGGGCAUGUUAUAUUAGCUGAUUUUGAUCUGUCUUUCUUAACCUCUUGCAAACCUCAAGUACGGCAUUCUGCCCCUGCUUUAAUUCUACGUGCUUCCUAGAAACGUUGUUUUGGAAACCUCUGGCCUCUCGUUAGUUUGAAGUUUGAUUGCAUAAAGUUAUGUGAUCAUGCUAGCCGUUGUCGUAUCAGAAUUCCCCUACAUGAUAUAAUGUUAGAUGACUUACAUCCCUCCGUUCCUCAUUCUCCCUCUCCCUCUCCCGCCCCUGCUUGUAUGAAAAAUUAGCAUUCUCAUUAAACCUCUUGCCGUCUACUGGCACCCCGCCUCCAAUCCCCUUCUGAUGUGCCAAAUAUGCUAUUUGGGGAAGAGCUUGUCGCGGAGGCAACUUUGUGGUUGGUACCCUGCAUCCAGGAGAGAAGGCUUGUCGUGGGGAAUGGUGGUUGGGAUUUCUCAUAGUAUUUUUGUAGUUGAAUUCACCUUUUUUGGGGCAAAUCAGCCUGGAAUUGGAAGAUUCUGGAUGGAUCAACCACAAAUAGGCUGAUCCAGCCAGCAUGGCCAAUAUCUGGUGUGUCUGAAAUGGUUCGGGCACGGCACUAGUAGCCGGAUGGGCGGGCAAAAUUGUUAGAAAUUGUGAAGAUUUGUAUGCCCUAUGCCAUUCCCGGAAGGAACUUGGUCAAUCUAGUUGUCCGAUCUGAUUUGGUUUGCCAUUGUAUCAGGCAUAGCCUAGUGCAAUAAUCAUCAGAAGAUGUGUCCACUUGUCUAGAAUGACAGCAUUAGCUCCUUCAUAUGAGAACUUGAUUCAGACAGAAGUCAUCUGAUGUCUUUAACAAUACCCAAGCAUCUAGAGUUCCAUUCUCUUAAUGGCCACCAUUCCCUUAACUGGAAGGCCAGCAUCUAGAGUGGUCCUAGCCAUCAGAUUUGUCAGAUCCAGUUCGAGUCGGCUGGUCUUUAGCCAGAGUUAACUGCAAUUUUUAGAUGAACGCUCGCUGUAAACUAAAUAAAAAAUCUCUCUGCUGUUCUGGUCUGACUCGGUUGAAUUUUUAUUUUCGCAGGUGAUAAGGCAUGCAGUGCCAUUGAACAAGAGGAGAAAAUCCAAGGAUCAUAUCCCUCCCGUUUUUGUUGCAGAACCAAGUACACAGUCGAACUCAUUUGUUGGGACCGAAGAGUACAUAGCUCCAGUAUGUUGCCAACACACUGUACUCGUUGCUACUAAUUUUUUUCUAAAUUUUAUAUCCACAUUGGCGUCAGUUGAUUGUUGAUAUUCCCCCAACAGAUGCUAUGCUAUGCACUUGAUUUCCAUGGGACAAUCGAAAUAUCUCUUAAUAAGCACAUAUCAAACAUGGAAAAUAUUAAAUAUUCUGUGAAUUCUGUUAUUCCUAACCGCUAUUUAUUUUGCAUUUUUAACCUGGAGUUGCACCCUCUGUAGAUAAUAUUUAGCUUACCGUGCUUUCAUUUGAUGUAGCACUAAGAUGGGUCAUUCUCGUGGAUCACAUUCACGAGAUGCAUGCCUCCAUGAGAAGUUGGAUCGUUGCCGAGCUUUGUGCUAUGCUUUGUUUAUGUUUCAAUGACGACUACAAAUAAAGAGAAGAUAUUAUUUUUUGAAUUCACACGGGUUCAUUGUUCCUUUCCUGUUUGAUAAACGUCGGAGUUGAUCCGUUGGCACUUGAAUCUUUCUUCAGUGUUCAGUAUUUUUCCGUUUUUAGAUGCAUGCCUGGGAUUCUUUUAACUUGAGUAUCCGAAUUAGAUCCUCUUGACUUUCUUCUGCAUUAUAAUUUAUUACAGAAUUUAGAUGCUUUUGUGUCUUUAACAUAAAAUUUCCCUUAUAUCCGAUUUAUCUGGGAAAAUAUUCUCUCACAGAUCUAAUCUUUUUAUCUAUUGUAUUUCAGGAAAUUAUUACCGGAGCAGGACACAGCAGUGCUAUUGAUUGGUGGUCUCUCGGUAAGAUUGUUAGUAUCUGAAGUGUUAGCUUCGUAGCUUGUUGCUGAUAUACGACAAGAGAAAGGCCGAGAAGAAAGAUUAGCUUUAGAUAGAACCAGUCUGGCAAUAAUCUUCGUACUUUCCUUUUAUCAUUCGCUUCCAACCUGAUGUUUCCAUUGAAUUCAUCCGGCAAGACUUAAUUGUUGCCAUAUUUGGUAUCCUGGUGCAACGCUAGAAAGCAAUCUUCUUUCCUCCAUUAUCUUCCGGAGGCAGGCAGUUGUUCUUUGUACGGCUGGCUUUCUAGAAAAAUAUUGGCAUGACAUUUAUAGAAUGUAGAUUUGGAUGUUAUUUUUCCGUAAAUACAGUUUUUCCUCACAUAACGUAGAGUGUGCAUACAUUUUUCUUACUUAUAUUUUCCGUAAAUACAUUUUUCUUGGUUUCGGUAAUAUCUCCUUCAUAAGAGCCCAACUGUUCCUUCAAUUCACAUUCAAUCAAGAAAGUGUUUUUUCUAUUAUUAUUAUUUAAUUUUUGUACGUGAUGAUAUUUUCUCAUCUUAUCCUCUGCUUCAAUGACGUAGAUUCACUGAUAAAGGAGAGAUUUUACUUACUUUCUAUGUUGAAUUCUAUGAUUUUCAUCUCAGAAGCUGGAACUUUGCCGUGCAGGGAUUUUGCUCUAUGAGAUGUUAUAUGGGCGCACACCUUUCAGGGGAAAGAACCGGCAGAAGACAUUCGCCAACAUUUUGCACAAAGAUCUCACCUUCCCUAGCAGUAUUCCGGUGAGAGAAAAACACUGUUUCUCUCUCUAUCGCCUAAUUUUGGUAUAACUUGACCUGCCUGCAGAUGGGCAUCAUUUUAACCUGGCCCCCAUGUGUGUGAAAAAUGCCAGGUCAGCCUUGCAGCUAGGCAGCUCAUCAACGGAUUGCUGCAGAGGGACCCCGCUGUCCGCUUGGGAUCGAACACUGGAGCCAAUGAGAUCAGGCAGCACCCCUUCUUCCGGGAGAUCAAUUGGCCCCUCAUUCGAUGCAUGGUACGUCCCACUUUCCCAUGAUCCAAGAGAAGAAAUAGAAUAAUUAUAUCUAUUAAUCAUGUGAGAAUAUUCUGAUUCGGAAAAAAAACCUUGCCCCGAGCUCUGUAGCAUGAAGAACUACCCUUUUGGGGAAAGAGGGAGGGUUUUUCUUUCAUAUAUAUAAUGGGAUAUAUAUAUAUAUAUUUAUUUAUUUAUAUUUAUAUGUAUGAGCAUAGACUUACAAGCAUAUGAUUGUGAAGUUGAGGGUUCAGAAGUGUCUGUCUUAUUGCAAAGCUACUUUUGUGAUCGUCCAGGAUCCGCCUCAGCUCGACGUCCCUCUCGAGUUAGUUGGUAAAAAUUUGGACGACAAACCCAAGGCCCUGCUGAAGGAUGACGAGGAGGUCCUCAUUCAGGCCAUUGAAACAUUCUAA
Spirodela intermedia is the source of this 14594-nucleotide messenger RNA. Lineage: Eukaryota; Viridiplantae; Streptophyta; Magnoliopsida; Alismatales; Araceae. The record is from the annotation of a GenBank genome assembly.